Talaromyces atroroseus is the source of this 2220-nucleotide messenger RNA. Its product is annotated as NADH-ubiquinone oxidoreductase subunit, mitochondrial. Gene Ontology annotation, molecular function: NADH dehydrogenase (ubiquinone) activity; iron-sulfur cluster binding. Gene Ontology annotation, biological process: ATP synthesis coupled electron transport. Bases 1 to 2220 code for a protein of 739 amino acids. The transcript has 7 exons. NCBI's taxonomy places the organism in Eukaryota, Fungi, Ascomycota, Eurotiomycetes, Eurotiales, Trichocomaceae. Gene Ontology annotation, cellular component: membrane. The record is from RefSeq and is a predicted model, not a curated record.
AUGCGGCCGCAAUUGCUUCGUGCGGCCGCGCGUUCGAGACAAUUCGCCAAUGCCAGAUCUUGUCGUACCUUCACGACCACCGCGCGGAGAAGCGCUGAAGUCGAACUAACCAUUGAUGGCAAGAAGGUCUCAAUCGAAGCUGGCUCCGCUCUGAUUCAAGCUUGUGAGAAAGCUGGUGCCACCAUUCCAAGAUACUGUUACCAUGAAAAAUUAGCGAUUGCAGGAAACUGUCGUAUGUGCUUGGUAGAGGUGGAAAAGGCUCCCAAACCCGUUGCAUCAUGUGCCUGGCCUGUCCAGCCUGGUAUGGUUGUGAAGACCAACUCCCCAUUGACACACAAGGCUAGAGAGGGUGUGAUGGAAUUCCUACUUGCAAACCAUCCUCUUGAUUGCCCCAUCUGUGACCAGGGAGGCGAAUGUGAUCUCCAAGAUCAGUCCAUGCGUUACGGUGCCGAUCGCGGUCGAUUCCACGAGACAGGCGGAAAACGUGCGGUUGAAGAUAAGAACAUUGGCCCCCUCAUUAAGACCUCUAUGAACCGUUGCAUCCACUGCACCCGAUGCGUUCGUUUCAUGAAUGAUGUUGCCGGAGCCCCUGAGCUUGGUACUUCUGGACGAGGAAACGACAUGCAAAUCGGAACAUAUUUGGAACAAAACAUCAGCUCCGAACUUUCCGCAAACGUUAUCGACUUGUGCCCUGUCGGUGCCCUCACCUCUAAGCCCUACGCUUUCCGUGCCCGUCCAUGGGAACUCAACCACACCGAAUCCAUUGAUGUUCUAGAUGCUCUAGGCUCAAACAUUCGUGUAGAUGCUCGUGGAAUGGAAGUUAUGCGAAUUAUCCCCAGACUCAAUGACAACGUUAACGAAGAAUGGAUCAACGACAAGACUCGGUUUGCAUGCGACGGCUUGAAGACCCAGAGACUGACCACACCCCUCAUCCGCCGUGAAGGAAAAUUUGUUCCAGCAACUUGGGAGCAGGCCUUGACCGAAGUGGCUUCUGCACAUGCUAGACUCAGCCCUAAGGCCAAUGAAUUCAAGGCUGUAGCGGGUCACCUAGCAGAGACCGAGUCUCUUGUUGCUAUGAAGGACCUGGCCAACAAGCUUGGUUCCGAUAACUUCGCCCUGGACCAGCCUAACGGCAGCUCACCAAUUGCUCACGGCAUUGACGUACGCUCGAAUUAUCUCUUCAACUCGAAGAUCUUUGGGGUUGAGGAAGCUGACGCUAUUCUCCUUGUCGGUACCAACCCUCGACAUGAGGCCGCAGUGCUGAACGCUCGUAUCAGGAAACAGUGGUUGCGCUCUGACCUUGAAAUUGGUCUUGUUGGAGAGACAUUUGACAGCACCUUUGAAUUCGAACACUUGGGAACUGAUUUCAGCAGCCUCCAGUCUGCUCUCUCGGGCGAGUUUGGCAAGAAGCUUGCUUCUGCUAAGCGACCUUUGAUCAUUGUUGGAAGCUCUAUCGCCGAGCAUGCCGACGCCAAGUCUGUGUUCGAGACAGUUGGUCAGUUUGUCGAGAAGAAUGCUUCGACAUUUAGAACUCCUGAGUGGCAAGGCUAUAAUGUAUUGCAGAGAGCCGCUUCCCGUGCGGGAGCAUAUGAGGUUGGCUUCACAACUCCUUCGCCAGAAGUUGCAAACACCACACCAAAGAUCGUAUGGCUACUUGGUGCCGAUGAAAUUAGCGCCAGCGAUAUUCCCAAGGAUGCGUUUGUCGUGUACCAAGGUCAUCAUGGAGACCGCGGUGCGCAACUGGCCGAUGUUGUCCUUCCUGGUGCAGCAUACACUGAGAAGUCUGGAACUUACGUUAACACGGAGGGACGUGUCCAGGUAACACGUGCUGCUACAUCUAUGCCUGGAGCUGCUCGCGAUGAUUGGAAGAUCAUUCGAGCAGCCAGUGAGUUCCUGGGUGCUCCUCUCCCAUAUGAUGAUAUUGAGGCUCUCCGUGACCGCAUGGAGGAAAUCAGCCCUGCCCUUCGCAGAUAUGAUUUGGCCGAGUCUACCUCGGUAGCAUCUCUUUCCAAGGUUCAAUUGGUUGAUCAAAACAAGGGCUCCAAGUCUACUGGUAGCCCCUUCAAGACGGCUAUUGAAGAUUUCUAUUUCACAGAUUCUAUCUCUCGAAGCUCUCCUACGAUGGCUCGUUGCUCAGCUGCCAAGGCUACAGGCAACCCUGAAACGAAUUUCAUGGCUGCCGGCGAGAUGUCACCACAAGCAGUCUAUGGAAACCUGUGA